This is a messenger RNA of Elaeis guineensis (African oil palm), 1374 nucleotides long. Its product is annotated as fe(2+) transport protein 1-like. NCBI's taxonomy places the organism in Eukaryota, Viridiplantae, Streptophyta, Magnoliopsida, Arecales, Arecaceae. Gene Ontology annotation, cellular component: plasma membrane. The record is from RefSeq and is a predicted model, not a curated record. Gene Ontology annotation, biological process: zinc ion transmembrane transport. Gene Ontology annotation, molecular function: zinc ion transmembrane transporter activity.
UACUCCAAAACGAAGGGAAUAAUAAUAAAUACCAAAAUUCCAAAACCAUGGCCUCCACCACCUUCCACACCCUGAUCCUCCUCCUCCUCCUCCACUCCUCCUCUACGCUCGCCGCCGCCAACGCUCCGGAAUCCUCCUCUCCAUCCGGAUGCGACACGAGAUCCCGCGGCGAGUGCUACAACCGGCCGGAGGCUCUCCGGCUGAAGGUCAUCGCAAUCCCGACCAUCUUGGUUUCCAGCGUGAUCGGCGUCUGCCUCCCGCUCUUCUCCCGGUCGGUCCCGGCGCUCCGUCCCGACCGCAACCUCUUCGUGGUUGUGAAGGCCUUCGCGUCCGGCGUGAUCCUCGCCACCGGCUACAUGCACGUGCUCCCGGACUCCUUCGACAACCUUACGUCGCCGUGCCUCCCCGAGAAGCCGUGGUCCGAGUUCCCGUUCACCACCUUCAUCGCCAUGGUGUCGGCCAUCCUGACGCUAAUGAUGGACUCCUUGAUGCUUGCAUUCUAUAACAGGCAGAAGAAGGGCGGCGCCGCCGUGGUCGUCGACCACGAGAGCCCGAUGAAUGCCGCCGUGCCGGUCGCGCAUGGCCACGGCCACUGCGGGCCGCCGCAGCUUGGCAAGGAUGAGAAGGAAGGGGAGGAGACGGCCCUGCGUCGGAAUCGCGUCAUCGUGCAGGUUCUGGAGAUGGGAAUAGUGGUGCACUCAGUGGUGAUAGGUCUAUCAAUGGGGGCAUCUCAGAACCCCUGCACCAUUAGACCUCUGGUGGCUGCCCUUUGUUUCCACCAAAUGUUUGAAGGAAUGGGCCUUGGUGGUUGCAUUCUCCAGGCAGAAUACAAGAUGAAGAUGAAGGCAGUCCUGGUCUUCUUCUUCUCCACCACGACGCCAUUCGGGGUCGCUCUUGGGAUCGCCCUGUCCAAUGUCUACAGCGAUAACAGCCCGACCGCUCUCAUCGUCGUCGGAAUAUUGAAUGCAUGCUCGGCGGGGCUUCUCAACUACACGGCGUUGGUCGAUCUCCUUGCAGCUGAUUUCAUGGGGCCUAAGCUGCAGGGCAAUGUGAAGCUUCAGCUAGCGGCCUACGCAGCCGUGCUCCUCGGUGCCGGCGGCAUGUCCUUCAUGUCAAAAUGGGCUUAAAAAAGAGGCCACUGUUCAUGCCUUCUAAGCUUGUAACUAUUGUUAUGGCCUUGUCAAAACUGAGGGUUCUGCGUUGCUGAGACUUUGGCCCACUGUUUGUAGUUGUUUUGUUGUUUUUAUGGUGAUGUGUUAGCAAUUGUCCCAAGCAGCUAGUACUGUACAUCAGCAUGUAAGAAAAAAUAAGACAAGAGUUUUAUUGUUGCACUAUGGAUGCGUUUGUAUAAUUAGCAAUGAGCAAUUGAAAACU